UAGUAAUCUGAAGCAUUGGCCAAGAUCAGGAUAAUGUUUGGAAAUGUCAACGAACAUGUGGACUAGAUUUCUCUCAUAGCAUUAGUAAAAAGUGUGUCGUUAAUCUGUUUUAUAACAUCGGGAGAAAUUCGUUUAAACAUCUAAUAGUCUAGAUAUUACACAAGUUCUAACAAAACGAGGAUUGCCCGUGUUCAACAUGUCAGUCCUAAAGACGAGGGUUGUUUUAGAGUCGAACUGUUUCCUGUUCUUAGUAAGUGAGUAGAGUGCGGUCAAGUUGACGCCCACUGACUAGACACUAUGUCAGGCAUUCGUUAGUCACUGACACUAGUGGGAGAUGUGUCAUGUGUAUUAUUAAUAUGCCACGAUUGUUUCGAGUUUCGAUGGAUGACAAAAAUUAUGGUCGGAAAAGUUUCUGAUUUCUUUUCUACACGAUGAGCUUCGACGAAACCAAGUUUGAACAUCAAGUUCAGGCUGUCCGGGCCAAAGCUUACAAUUUGAUUCAAUGGUUGAGCAAUAGGUGUGAAGCUCUGAGACACUUGGCCUGUUCGGACGAUACUUCAUGUACGGGAAACGAAUUAAAGACACUGUUUGGUGAAGCCAAAAGGCAACAGCCUGUUGUAAAUUUGACCAUUGUAAGAGGACAAAGGUUGCUUUCGUAUAAGAAAAGUGCAAGUUUGCAAGCAGAUCUUCAAAAUCUUGCUUAUGUUUGGAGUUCUUUUGUGGAUAAUUUACACAGUCUCAAUUGUUGUCUCUGUAGUGCAGGAAAUCAUUAUUCACUUACCUGUAAUGUGAAAAACACCAGCAAAGUUCAAUGCAGUGAACUAAACAGCUUACAGCUAAGCUUGCAGUUUCCUCAUUUGAAUUUCAUUUUCGACAAUCAGAUUUACAACAGAGAAGGUUUUUCUUUUGGAUUAAAGAAAAAUAUUUCACCUGAAGAGCAGGAUACAUGCUCUGUAAAAAAGCAAUCUAAUAGUUCCUGUAAAGAUAGCGACAAUAGGCCACAAUUUAAAAGCUUCUUAAAUCAUCAUUCUAAAUUUCUUGAUGACACCCUAGAGCAUAAAGAAAAGUCAGAUCAUUUUCUCCAUUGUGAAAAGAAUAAUCUUGAGUUCACAAAAUUUUUCUCACUUUCGGCAGAGUUUGCUCAUUUGAGUAAGCUCUUUAGCAACCUAGACAAUGGAACCUACACAGCUUCAUCUCAUGAUCCUCAACUUGAGGAUGAAAAGUCAGACCUGUCUGAAAUAGAUCUCAAUUCUUGCAAGUCUGGUGUGUCUCCAAGUGCAGCUUUGAAAAUGAGUUUCUGUGGGUCCCAGAAUUCCUUGACAGAAGAUGAUCAGUUGGUGCCAGGCUCCAUUGUUAGGAAGCUACCCUAUGAUGCUUUGUCCUCUCCAUCUCAUUUAGCAAGAAACACAUCUGGGUCAAGUGAAGCAUACAAGAGUCUUGCUCAUUUCGAAAAUCCUGCCCUAAAAAUGUCGGAUUCUGGAUUGUGCGAAAUUUCAGAGGCAAAGCGUCGUAUGCUGCUAGAUGCAGCCAAUGCCAGUAAUAUAAGCAGCAGGUCAGAGUCACCUCUGAGUUUCAGUAGCAGCAGAUCUCAAACACCCACUGGAACUUUGACCAGAGCAGAUCGCACCAAUGAGUUGUGGAAGGCUAUUGGGUCCAUUGAUUCCUUCCUUAUGGAUAAAGACAUCUUGGAAGCCUGCCAGUCCACUGCAGACGACCUGACCUGUGAUAUGGAUGAUUUUGUUGGAAAUCCAAAUGUUUCAUUUGCUGAAUUUUUACAACAGUAUCAAGAGCUGAAUGAUUGGUUAAAUCAACUACAUAAGGUCACACAGAGAGAAGUCACUAGUUUCUCUGAGAAAUAUCUCAAUCAGAGCUACCAUGAAGAAAUCUUGGAGCGUUCUCCUCGUAGGGAAUUUCUCAACAAUUAUUCCCGUCAGCUAUUGCUCCGAUAUCCAAACAUGGCAGAACAGAUCACUUCCAGGAUGUCCAGAUUGAAUACUCAGUGGUCUAAACUUGAACAAGCCAUUGCUCCAAAGCAUGGCCAGCAUGAUGCUGAGACCAUGCUUCAAGACCUUGAAUGUGAUUUGGACUCAUUAAGAAGAUGGCUUAAUGCCACUGAAUCUAGGUUGUUAUCUCUGACCAUCAAGGCAGACUGGACAAAUGAAGAACUGGAGGAAAGGCUAUUACAACAUCAGGCUCUGCAGAAGGAGAUCGAGUCCCGCAACAAAAUCGUCAACGCCGUUUUGAAGCUGAGCGAGAGGUUGGAGCAUCACUCCCAGAGCAAGGAGUCCCUGAAACAGAUCGCCCUUGGUCUAGAGAGACGAUGGCAUGGAAUCUGGUUGCAGUCUUUGGAGUGGCAGUACAGACUUGAAGAGGCACUCUCCAAAGGAAAGGGUUUUGAUCUCAAAAGAUUAGAUUUGAGUGGAAUCUCUCUGCCCAUUCUAGAUGAGUCCUUGUUUAGUCAGAUAAGUCCUAACAUCAGUGACAGUGGUUUAAUUGAGUUAGAUGAUGACAGCCUGCUCUUCAUUGGAGGUAGGGAAGACUACGCAGACAGCUCAACAGGCAUCCCGUACAAAAGUUUUGAUUUGACCCCUCACAGCCAGUCUCUUGAGUCCAUCAGCUUUAACUUAAAUGAAAGUAUUGAGAAUUUCUCACAAAGUUUGCUUCUUGAAGAAGAUCUUUUGCAGAGUGAAGAGUCCAGCAGCAAGGCCUCCACUGAACCAAGUAGUCCUUCCAGACCAUUAGGAUUUCUGAAGCCUGACAGCCCACUGGGCAAAAGACCUUUUCCUGGUCCCAGAAGUGGAGAGUCUAGUCCAGCCAAGAAAGGCUCUCAGUCACCUUCCUCUUCCAGUGGUGGUCUAAGCCCUAUUGCACAAGAAAGCCCACUUGAGUCAUUUAUAGUGUCCAGGGGUUACCAGCUGCACUCUAAAGAUAGUCUUCUUAUCAACUCAAGGGAUGAGUUUACCAACCUGAAACUACGCAAGAACCUUUUUGAUCGCAGCAGUGGAGACAGUGCCAACAUUAGCGAAACUGAGUCCAAGAUGGGGGAUUCUCCCCCUGUACAUAGCUUAGGCCAUAAGGGAUAUGUGGUGACCAGCAGUGACGGUGAAGUAGACACUCCAGCUUUCAGAAGAUUAAUAAGCACAGAAGUAAAGGACAUUGGUUACAGCAGUGAGAGCCAGUCAAAUGAUGAGGUGGAAGUGAUGGGCCAUCAGAUUGACAUGGAGUACAAGUUCCCUGGCAAGUGUGAGCUAGCCACUGACGGUCCACUUGGGGAGAAGAUUAGUAUCCCUUCCACAGCUGUUAAUACUGACUACUACUUCAUGACCCAUGUGGAUGUUGACUCUACAGACAAAACUGACAAUGGGGAUACUACUGAUUCUGGUGCAGAGAAAGUUGUGAGUAAAAAUCUGUUAAAAAAGAGCAUGCUUCAGAAUGGGUAUCUCAGUGAUAACAAGCCUGAGACUGCUGUUAGAGAAGUUAUGUCCCAAUCUGACAGUUUUGAAGCUUCUGUAAAUGAAGUGCUCUUGGAGCUGGAAGGUAGUAAUGAGUCUAACCAUUUGGAGGAAGCAUGGGAUACUGUGGAUGCACCUAUGACCCUUAAUGGUAUCUAUGAAGAGAAGGAUAGAUUCUGUGUGUAUUUCCCAUGUGAGGAGGACAAGACAAUGCUGCCUAUGCAUCACUAUAUUGAGUACUCUGAAUCAGACAGUGCACCAGAGUACACGGAGAAGAAAUCCAUCAAGUAUCUAAUAGAUCAUGCUGAGGACCUGGUCAAACAGUCCAGUCCUCAACAUUUGUCUAAAAGCUUGUCCCCCAAAAAGCAGCAGCUACCAGCUGUGGCACACCCAUCACCAUCAAAGCAAACUCAGACUGAUUGUUGUAGCACAGUAGAAAGUUCCUGCGAUGCCAGUGGCGAGGAUAACUCUGAUCACGAAGGUGUCAAAAAACCCUCCAGUGCUCCAGAGGACUUCUCCACUGCUACAGAAGAUGCUGAUGAAACUUUAUUCAACAGCGUUAUCAAUCUGGAUUCUGCUAAAAAUGCCAGCGCUGAUGAUGUUAUCAAAACCAUUUCUGGUGGUGGUUCACCAGUGAUGGAUGCUGCCAGGCUCAGGAAGCAGACAGGUGAGAGAAAGCCUCAUGGCAGGGGCAAGAAAGACAGGCCUUGGAGUGUUGUCGGACUUCAAGAGUACACCACACACAAAUCCAAAACAGAUAGUUGCUUGCAUCAAGUUGUUGCAGCAUCAGAGAGUGCUAUUGAUCAUUUAAAUUUCAGCACAGACACUGAUUCUCCAUUCCAUACCAAGUACCACACAUCCACAUUCCCACGAGACAAGCACAGCUUCAAACCCUGCUCCUACUCAGAGCAACCCACAUCAUCACAGAGAUCAUCCCAACGUAAAAGCAGCUACUCAUCAUCCUUACAGAAAGAAGAUGUUUUCUUUCCUUCCAGCGAGGUCAGCAGUUCAGGUUUACUGUGUGGCAGUCAGAGCAGCAGUCCUACUAGGACCUUGUCCAACCAGAAUGAUUUGUCUAGUUCUGACCGCUCUCCUUCCAAGAAUUGCAGGUCUCGUAGACUUAGGAAAAGGUCAAGUUUAGAAAAACCUAGUAUCAUGACAUCAUUAAGUAAGACCAGCACAACAGACAGCUAUGACAGUGCAGAAGCUGAAUCAGAAUCAGAAACAUCAGAUGAUUAUCUUACAGCUCCCAUGGAGCAAGCUACAUCUGAUGGAGAUGAUGUUCACAAUAUCUCAGGCUCAUUGUCAGAACACAGUGCUUGGGAUAAUUAUCAGGCCCUGUACCCUACAGCCAGUGAAGAUCCAGGUGAAGAGUUGUUAAACUGGGAAGAGCCACAGGAUGAGUUGGAGUUUGAUGAUGACUUCCAAUUAAGUCGACAGAGAGGUUCUAUAAUUAAAUCUGUCAUGGCACCAAAGAGGUCAAAGAUGAAAUUUACUAAACAAGGCAUGCCUGGAGAUGAUAGUGACUCCGACCUUGAAGACUUCCACCACAUCCUUGAACAGUCUGAACUCUCUCUCAGAUUGGCUGACCAGUCCUUGAGGAAGAGAAGAAGAGACCCUAUGGGCACAGGACUACACCCAGACCCAGCCAAAUAUGAGGAGAUUAUUGUAACUUAUGAUACCAAUAUAGUGUGUCUGAAGAAUGUCCUAGCCCAUCUGAAGUCUGAGGAUAUUUCUCAACAAGAUGUAGCCAGGGUUAAUGGUAUCAUGUCCCAGUGGGAAAAGUUAUACAUGCUGGCAUCUGAAAGACUCCAACAGACAACACAGCUGGGCAUUGUGAGGCACAGGCUCAAUGAGAUCCAAAGUCACAUCAAGCAGUCUGAGACUUGUGCACCUGGGGACAGGUUUAAUUCAAGUGAUGAACUUAGGGCAGCCAUACUUUCUCUUAGGGUAAGAAAUGAGACACUGGUAAGCCAUGCUGAGCUUUUGAAGGAUGUGACACUGAUGCUACAGGAGUUUGCAGCCUGCCACCCUGCUAUCUGUCUGGACAAGUAUCACCAGGAGAUAGCUGCUUUGAAAGAAGAUGUUCACAACACAGCCCACAUGGUCAGUGAGCGAUUAAACAUCCUGUCCAACAACUGUGAAGUAUGGCAGGACUACCUGGACAACCAGAAGGAGCUGGACUCUCUGCUGGCCCAUGACAGAGACAGGCUGCACAGUUUACUGUGUCAGAGAGAGUUUGGAAUGAAACUAACCAAGAAGGAUGUGCUGAUUGAACUAGAGAAACUUCAGAGCAAUCUUUCAUUAUAUGAGUCAAAGUUAUCACUACUGCAGGCCAUGAGAGCAAGACUUAUCAAAAGUUCAGAUAAUGGAGCUCAAAGAACUUUGCUAGCAGCACUAGCUGAUUUGCGAAACCAACUCCUGGUAGUGUCAGAGAGGUGCCAAAAGGUGUAUCGUGAUGUGGAGGAAGAUGAGGAUCUUCCAGUAGAUCACCACACAGAUAUUGGCAAACUGGCUGUAGUUGCAGCCUCACUGCAUGAAGCCUUGAAGAAUCCUCAAGGCAAAAAAUUGCUUGGAGAAAUCUCUGAUGGCUUGUCCAGCAGUGUAGUUAGUUCAAGCCCAUGCAUCAGCAAGACCUGUGCUUCCUGGCUGAGGUCUCUACCUGUGCAAGUAGUGGCACUUAUGUUGGUGGCCGGGCUUGUGUGUGUCUUGGACCCUGAGCUCAUUGAUAGGCUGACCAGUUUUACAAUGACUGUGACACCUGAGCUGCAGUAUGUGAAUGGACCGCCCAGCAUGUGAGCCUGAUGGAAAGCAAGUGUCCCUCUUCUAUACGAGCUGCACUGUCCCAGCUCACCCAGUAACUAGUCACUAGAGAAAUCCUGUUCUUUAACCCGGUUUAUAGACUGUAAUUGUAGCAUAAUACUUGGCUUUCUGUUGCCAACCUAUUUAUUUACUUUUAUUCUGAUUUUGUUCAAGUAGACCUAUUGGUCUCUGAUCCGCAGAUACUGGGGGAACCAGUGUAAUUAGGUCCACAUGAGAAACUCAAAUAUAUUCUUAGUUUUGAAAAUAAUGGAAAUGGACUGUGGAACAAGAGAAGUAUUUAGUCUCUUUACACACUGAAAACUAUUUUGUGCAUUCAACACUCAUGAGAUACGGAGAUACUGUAACAUGUUAGCAACUCUGUCUUGUGUUGAGUAUACAUUUAAAAUAUUGCUAUGCAGUGAUGUUUGGCUUUAGGCUCUAUGUAGCCCAACCCAUGGAUAAAUAUGUGUGCCAUAUACUGCGCUUACACAAAAUAAAUAGAAUAUUGUGUUAUUUCUAUUAAAAAGAGCACUUUUCAAGUGUGUUAUGUAUCCUACAUAACCCUGUGUUCAAAUGAAAACAAAUCGCUUGAGGCAUCAGCCUUGCGUCACAUAGGUUUGAGCUCAGCUCCCUUGUGUUGAUAUAAAUCUGACAAUUUGAUGUCACUACUCUGACAUUUGAAUGUUGUCAUCUUAUAAACAUUGUCACCUUGUAAGUCUCUGAAAUCAUUAUUGUUGUAUUUUUUAAUGUUGUUUCAUUGGAAAUUAAUUUCAACUAUUCCUUUAGUACUUUAUUGUAACUGAAAUGAACAAGAUUACUUGUAUUGUGCUUCAAGUAAAUAGUAACAUUUGAAUUGGAUAUUUAGACCUGAAAUCAUUCAAUGUACAUUUUCAAAAGUGAAUAUCAAAGUUGAAUGUUUUCAUAUUUUUUGUCAAAUAUAUUUAUAAAAACAAAAACUACAAAAAAAAGAAGAAAAUUUAAAAAAAGAGAAUGAAGUGAAUCAAAAUCUAAUAAGUGUAUAAAGUAGUGAUUUUUUUGUUAUUUGUUAGCAUUAUAGUUCAUAAGUUUGCUAAUACCAUGACUGGUACUUUUUUUUUCCGCUUAGUACCAUAAGUAUGUGUAGACCAUAUAUAUCUUUUUGUUCUGUGGUCAUACAGCUAGAGCUGUCUAGUUUACACUUGAGUAUUUGUACUAUGACAAUUCUGGUUGCAAGAAUAUUCUUUGCAUGUUUAUUUCUUGCCUGUGUGUCCAUGUUAGCUUCCAGCUAGUUUAGCUCAUUUCUAUGACUCUGAAUUACACUGCUCUUCUUCUGUGUACUUAAUACCUCACUAGAAAGUGUACUUAGAUAUGUGUUUCCUUUUUCCCUGGCUUAGUAGAGUUGCAGUAUGUAGUGAAGGAAAUUCUAGAGCUUAUAGAUUAUAGCUUCAAAAAUUGUGUAAACCUGGGUUUAGAAAUGUUUCAAUUGUUGAUAGUAAGUUCAGUCCUGUAUCUAUGUUGUUGUUUGUGGUUGAUACUGCUGUUGUUGGCUGGUAAUAACAUUGUUACUUCAGGGCAGAAGUCAUUCAAAUGGACUCCUAUACACUUGUAUGGCUAAGGAUCACAUUUACAUAUGAAGUAUAACUUCAUUUCAUGUUAGCAUUGUCACUGUUGUAUUGUAUACAAGUUCAACAAUCUAGAAAUGUAUACAAGAUAUUUAGAACUUCAAUUAUUUUUUAACAUUUAAGCAAACAGAGGGGGAUUAUGGGUUAUAUAAUCUUACUCUUAGGAAUAAAGUGUUAAUGCACUCAGGAAAAUGUUUUUUUGAUGUAAUAAUAAUAUCUUUAUUUUCUGUGUACAUUUUGUUACAGCAGUGCAUUUUUUUUAAAUUAAGAGGGGGAAAAAAAAGGAAGUCUUCUAUAAAUUAACAUAGAGACUAUUUUUUUCUUCCAAACUUUUGAGUCUUAAUCCAUGCAGUUAAUGCUACCUCAACACAUUGUUACACACAUUUGACAGCAAAGAAAAUUAUUUCAGCCCUGGUUGUUUCAUCAAAGCCAUGCAUUGUUAGCAAUAAAUAUUGAAAGGCUAGAAUGUAGGCAGCAUACAUAACAUUAGAAAGUAAGAGCUCAUCUGGUUGUUUUGUUCACAAGAAAAUAUUUAAACCUUCAAUUUGUGUUCAUCAUCAAGUCAUUUUUUGUUCAGUCAUAAGUCAUUCUAUUCACCAGAUACAUUGAGAGCAUGGGUUGUCUGAUGUAUUUUAUGACCUUGUGACAACUUCAUUUUCUUUUUAAGUCAUAAUAUUCUUGGAGUCACAGAAUUAUAGUUUACUGUAUCGGCAUAAGCUUCUAGGAAUUCUCCCUUUUGAAAGUCAAUGCAAAGUAUUUCUGUUCUUAAAGAGAACACAAUAAAUGAACCUAUUCAGGAGCACAUAACUUUCAUGGCAUGGCUGUCUAUUUUGAAGCAAUUUUAGUGAGCCAGUUUAUCAACUGGUAUUGACUUGGAUAGAAAAAUAACAUGGACUUUCAAUUUGUUGAGAGUCUGUACUGUACAUGGAGGCUAUGCACAUUCUGUAUCCUGUAAUUGGUCUUGUGUUGUGAGCUAGUUAAACUUGAGUGAUUCAGCAUCAUAUAAUGUUAUACUAACUAUUAAACUUGUACUCUGCAAUGUAUUGUCACUACAAGAUGAAAGUUGGAACAUGGUGUACUAACUCAGCAGUUAAUAACGUAAUGAUGUGUGAUAAAUGUAUUUAAGACCAGUUCAAGUAAAUUUUUAGUCUGUAUUCAAUAGUGUCACAUCUUAUGGCACAAGUUGAACCUAUAUUGUUAAGUUUGAGAAGUACUAAAUUGUAUCUUUUAUCAGAACAUCAAUGAAAUGAAAUGGCAUUACUAGUAAAUGAUUUUAGACCUAAUUGAGAAUUAAUUGGGUUAGUACACUCAGUCACCAAUUGAUUGCACUGUAGUAGUAUGAAGAUGUAUAGGUUGUGUAGUUGGUCAUUUUGUGCCUUGUUUACUUUUCCAUGGAUUACUAGCUAGGAUUAAAGUUGGCAGCAACAAUCUCUGGAAGAAAACAAACUAUGAACAACUUAUUUUAAACAAAUAAGAUUUGAAGUUAUUGACCACCACAAAGGGAAUCUUGUAGUAAGAAUGUGAAGUGGUCAUCACAGAGUUAAAAAGAACGUUGACAACUAGGGAACAUGAAAUGAAUUGAUUUCACUUUCAAAUAAAAGUUGAUAUUGUUGCCAACUUUAUCCUGCAGAAUUUAUUUAUUCUUCUAGUUCUUAACCUGGAUGUUCACAAGUUUGUCUCUUGUAUUGGACAGUGUUGUGGAACUUGUAAUCCCACAUUUUGACAUGCCCCAAUAGGGAAUCUAUUUUUUACAAACUUUAAAGUCCAAGGUAAAAAGUUCAGCAUUAUAAGUUAUUGGAUGAAAUAACUUCUCUAUCAUUGUAUUUUAAUAUCAACUCUUUUGUGAAUCGUGUUGAAGUUUUGAAGCUUUACUUUUCAAAUAUUGCAUUCAUGAUUUUCUCCACAAAUUUCUUCAGAUUUUUUUUUUUUUCUGAGGUGUUGGUUUUUAAAAGAAAUUGAAUCUUUUUAAAAUUAAUAAAUAAUUCAAUGAUUGUUUUAAAUUGAAGAAAUAUUUUCAGCAAAUAGUUGUAUGUGCAAUAUAGACUUGAAACACCCCCUUCCUUCAUGUGUAUAUAGACACUCUUUUAUUCUUUCAACAUUGAUGUCUUGUGUUUGGUCUCUUCCUAUCUCUCUCUCUCAGCAGAUCAGGAAAUAACAGAAUGACAAAACCUGUUCUUUAAUGUUAGUUGCAGGUUUAGUAUCUACAGAUUGACUAAUUAAUUUAUUUAUCUUAGGCAUCCAAUAGUUAUCAAAAAAAAAAAAAUUUAACUCGAUAAAAUUUCAGUCAAUUUGUAAACAUUCGAGUUUUGACAUCAACUCCUAUAUUACAUUUACC
This is a messenger RNA of Biomphalaria glabrata, 10190 nucleotides long. RefSeq names its product dentin sialophosphoprotein-like. Gene Ontology annotation, biological process: nuclear migration. The record is from RefSeq and is a predicted model, not a curated record. Bases 432 to 6251 code for a protein of 1939 amino acids. Gene Ontology annotation, molecular function: actin filament binding. Gene Ontology annotation, cellular component: nuclear outer membrane; cytoplasm; meiotic nuclear membrane microtubule tethering complex. NCBI's taxonomy places the organism in Eukaryota, Metazoa, Mollusca, Gastropoda, Planorbidae. The transcript has 17 exons.